AACAUAGUUUACAGAACAUAAGAAGCGCAUUACUCGUGUCUGCAUUUUUAGAGCUCACCGAAAUUUCUCUGAUUUUGGUCAACAAUUUCUUCAGUUUUCCAAAAGUUUUAUCUUCCAAUGAAUCCACAACUCCACUACCGUCAAUCGGAACCGGACCUCCAGAUCCCGUCCUUGGCUCCGCUCCGAAUUCAACCCACAACUCCACGUGUCCCUUUGACCACCGUCACCACCCCAGUCACCGGUGCCCAGCGCCGCAUUGCCAUAGCAGUCGACUUAAGCGACGAGAGUUCUUACGCCGUCCGAUGGGCCGUUCAGAACUACCUUCGUCCCGGAGACGCCGUCAUCCUCCUCCACGUCCGUCCGACAUCCUUCCUUUACGGAGCCGACUGGGGCUCCAUCAAACUCCAAAUCAACCCUAACUCCACUAACAAUCACGAGAGCGCCACUGCCAUCAGCGGCGAAAACUCCGACGAGGAGUCGCAGCAGAAACUCGAGAACGAUUUUGACGUUUUCACGACGACGAAGGUUAAUACUCUGGCGCAGCUGUUAGUGGAUGCUCAGAUUCCGUUUAAAAUCCACAUAGUGAAAGACCAUGACAUGAAGGAGAGAUUGUGUUUGGAAGUGGAGAGAUUGGGGCUAAGUGCGGUGAUCAUGGGGAGCAGAGGGUUUGGAGCCGCUAGGGGACCCAACAAAGGAAGCCUAGGAAGCGUUAGUGAUUAUUGCGUCCACCACUGCAUUUGUCCGGUGGUGGUGGUGCGGUGCCCGGAGGAAGAGAAGGUGAUGAAGAAGAGCAUUGUUGGAGAAGAUGUGGAGCUGCAUCCUGUACCGGAAGAGGUACCAGAGUAUCAUGAUGUGGAGGGAGGCCAUACAGGUUUAGGUUUCCGAAUUUGUAAUUGAUUUUGUUUUCGUUUGAUGCAAAGGAUGGAAAGCAAUCCCAUAUUUGAAGACUUUGUGCUGGCAAAGAAGCGUGAAAAUGUUGCGUGGUGAUGAACUUUAUGCUUUGUAUAGAUGGAUAGUAAUAGGGCUCAUGGUGUUUCCCUGUACUUACUGUUAAUUGCCUUG
Messenger RNA from Hibiscus syriacus, 1062 nucleotides. Its product is annotated as universal stress protein PHOS32-like. The coding region runs from base 118 to 897 and encodes 259 amino acids. NCBI's taxonomy places the organism in Eukaryota, Viridiplantae, Streptophyta, Magnoliopsida, Malvales, Malvaceae. The transcript has 2 exons. The record is from RefSeq and is a predicted model, not a curated record.